AUGGAGAAAGCCGUGUGUAACCAUGGCUUCUUCAUGAUGGCUCCAAACGUGUGGAACCCCAAAUCUAAGUCACUAACUCGACCUUUGACCCUUUCAGAUUCCUCUUCUGUCAGUGUGACAAUCUCUCACCCUGAAACUCUCGCUUUUCUUGUGAUCCAAGUUCACGGCAUGGACAAUGUCUCAAGGGAUGACGAAGAACUCAUCUUGAAACAAGUAGGAAGGAUGCUGAGAAUAUCGGCCGAGGACGAACGUGACGUGACCGAGUUCCAACAACUUCAUGAGGAUGCAAAGAAGAAUGGUUUCGGUCGAAUUUUCCGCUCCCCCUCUCUCUUUGAAGAUAUGGUGAAAUCGAUCUUGUUGUGUAACACGACUUGGGAGAGGACACUAGGUAUGGCUUCUAACCUCUGCAUGCUGCAAUCUAAGCUAGCUGACAGAACGGUUAGGCCUAGUAGUCAAACUAAAAAAAGGAAACGAGUACUCAAAGAAACAAAGAAAAGUUCCAAGAAAGAAACAAGAGGAAACUUCCCAAGUGCCAAGGAGCUAGCUAGCCUUGACAAAAAGUUGAUAAACGAGCACUGUAAACUCGGGUAUAGAGCAAAUUGGAUCGUUCAAUUAGCAAAGAAGGUGGAAAGCGGGGAACUGAAUCUUGAAGAGAUGGAAAGGGGAGCUAUGAAAGCAGAACAAGUGUCUGAGAAACUGAUAAAAUUGUCAGGCUUUGGUGCUUUUGCAACUGCAACAGUGCUUAUGUGUAUUGUUGCAUGGAAAGGAGGAAUGUUCGAAAGAGACGCUAGAGAUAGCAGCACAGUCAUUUUACGACAGAUUCUCUCCAUUCCAGUCUUUAGCCUACUGCUUAGUGAGUUGAGUCCGCUUGACUACAAGAGUGUUAGCGGAUGCUCUCACAUGAAGGAACUCAAGGCAGACUAG
Molecule: messenger RNA, 924 nt
Organism: Eruca vesicaria subsp. sativa (arugula)
Lineage: Eukaryota; Viridiplantae; Streptophyta; Magnoliopsida; Brassicales; Brassicaceae
Source: the annotation of a GenBank genome assembly